Messenger RNA from Pestalotiopsis fici W106-1, 1614 nucleotides. RefSeq lists its product as uncharacterized. Gene Ontology annotation, biological process: positive regulation of GTPase activity; positive regulation of TORC1 signaling. The record is from RefSeq and is a predicted model, not a curated record. The coding region runs from base 1 to 1614 and encodes 537 amino acids. Gene Ontology annotation, cellular component: cytosol. Gene Ontology annotation, molecular function: GTPase activator activity. NCBI's taxonomy places the organism in Eukaryota, Fungi, Ascomycota, Sordariomycetes, Amphisphaeriales, Sporocadaceae. The transcript has a single exon.
AUGGUCGUAACCCAGAAAACGGCUCCGGCGCCUUCAUUACUGACUUCGCAUAUUCAGCUUUGCCUGGCGCACUAUUGCGAUCUCCACGGACCAACGCCUCUUAUGGUCACUGAAGGCCUGCCAGUGCCAUGCUCCAGAUGCUAUGAUGAGACAACAGAGUCCGAACGGCCGCAAACGAGUGCCGCCACUGGCGUGCAUCCUACUGUCGUAGACGCCAUGCGUAGGAUGUCGUUGAACAGCAACCCACGACCAUCGAGUACACCUGCAACAAUUCCAGAGACACAACAAGCGCCGGCGCAGCACCCAAUGCCCAAGGCUGGCAUGGACAAGCCGGCUCUGUCUUCAACUAUCGAGACACCGCCGCAAAGCCCACGAGAUGCCCCAGAGGGUUUCAAGGAUCAAGCCAGAAGCGGCACACGCAAGGACUUCCGGAAGACAUACGAUGACUAUGUGACAAAGCGUGCAAAUCCGUGCCAAAAUUGCGCGCUCACGCUGCCCAAGCGUCAAGAUGGCAAUUCCGGCAAAGACAAGGCUACUACUGGUGGGAGCGACAAAUCAGACAUGCAAGGGCCGACAUUACGCACACGGGCACCGUACGCACGUGUCUAUGGAGGUGGUAGUAGGGAUGCCAGUCCUCCUAGUUCGACACCACAGUCGUCAUGCACCUCCGAGGACGAAGAAGUGUCGCCCAAACAAACCACACGCGCCACUAUUAGCAGAAGACCCACGACAUCCACUUCAAGGUCCAGUAUUUCGUCCAAGUCGGGAGUCAAUACGCACACGCACUUUCUCGAUUACACUAGUACCCAUGAGCCUCAGAUCGCAAAUACAUACUCGAUUGUGCGGAACUCUUGCCUGCGCACGCUUUCCUUCGAGACACUCCCGCGCCGGACGGACCACGGUUCGGCCAACAGUUCCACCAUGAGCAGUCCCGUGUCCAGCGUUGCGCCUCAACUGCCUACAAACUAUACAUCGCCGCCUCUCUCGGUGAACCCGGCAUAUAUAAACGCAACACCCACGCCUCAAUCUGCGGCGUCAGGAGGUGGACCAAUCUUCUUUGGAGACUCCAUCAAUGGGUACACUACUGCAUACAUCUUUCGCAUCCCCGACAUGCAUGCGCGCGGAAGGAAGCGUGUCUAUGCUUUUCUUGCCUUGACUACACAUCGUGAAAGACUAGCCAUGAAGGUCUUUGGCUUCAUUGCGGCGGCCUUCCGGGAUUUAGCUGCAUGGGUUCAAGAUCUGGCCGAGGCCGAGGCAGAGCGCGAGCGUGAAAGACUCGAGGAACAGGGUGGUCCAACUAGCAACCGAAGCUCGUACACUGGCGGGUUUGAGCGAGGCCCUCGUGAUAGUGGCAUCGGUCUUGGCUUAGGCGGCGGAAGUAUUUCGGAGCGUGAUCGGGAUCGCGACCGAGACAGUGGAAGCAGCUUCUUGACAGGAGGAAACCGCACUGGCUUUGCCAACAGAAUGGGUAUGGGUGGAUACAUGGGGCCCGGUGGCUUUGCACCCAAAGCGCGCGGCCUGGCUGAGCUGGUCGGCCUGCCCGACUUCUUCAUCGAGCUACACACGAGAUUUGUGCGUCUCUUGCUGGAGCUCGGCGUCGUCUUGGGCUCGUAA